UCUCUCUCCCUCUCUCUCACAGCGUCUCAGAAGCCAGAGAGUGGAAGGGAGAAAGAGAAAGUCGUCGUCCGAUGAGACAUUUCUUCUCAUCUCUCCAUCUCCGAGAAUGAAAGUGGAGAGACGAUAGAUAGAUAUAUCAAUGGUAAGAAGAUAGAAGGGGCGAUUUGCGAUGGAUGUGUCCUGGUGGAGCGCCCUACUACUUGGAGCGGGCUGCUUGGCCUUGGGUUACCUAAUCGCGAAUCGCUGCCGUCCGUUCCAUCACUCUUCCCCUCCCAUCCUCGAAGAUGGAAAGCAAAAGAAGAAGAAGAAUCAUCCACAACAGGAACCGCUCGAGAUCGAAAAACUCGCUGACAUUCUAGAAGACUUUAAAAUGGUUUUGGUGGUAAGGAAUGAUCUGAAGAUGGGGAAAGGAAAGAUUGCUGCUCAAUGCAGUCAUGCUACUCUGGGUUUAUAUAAAAAGCUCCAUAACAAGGCGCCAAAAGCACUAAACAGGUGGGAGAUGUGCGGGCAAGUCAAGGUGGUUUUGAAAAUUGAAAGUGAAGAAGAUUUGCUAAUUCUACAAGAGAGAGCAAAGUCGCUGAAGUUACCGACCCACAUUACGAUUGAUGCUGGGAGAACACAGAUUGCACCGAAUUCAAGGACGGUGAUGGCGAUUCUUGGGCCUGCUGAUAUGGUUGAUGAUGUUACGGGUGGAUUGAAACUUUUGUAACAACAAAUGACCCACCUUGACGGCAUCAAUCUCUUGAUUUUCCAUUGAAGGAAUAGAAGGGCAUUUGACUGGGGGCAACUGACUGAGCUAUGCGCUGCCUCCUUGACAGCCAAAGUCUUGAAGGGCACAUGGUGUGCCUUCUUUGUUAUUUGGAGAGAGCAUUAGAUUUCUCUGUCAUUCUCCCUGGAUUCUCAAUUGGACUUGGCAAGUGCAUUAACUUCCAAUAGUAAUUGUCUGAGUGAACAAUCUCCAUACAAUCAAACACUGGAUCACAAAUUGGCUUUGGCUGAAUUUUCUGUUUAUGUUCUAAUGCACCCAAAUGAAUGAUAUUUAAACC
Messenger RNA from Magnolia sinica, 1046 nucleotides. RefSeq lists its product as uncharacterized. The coding region runs from base 170 to 709 and encodes 179 amino acids. NCBI's taxonomy places the organism in Eukaryota, Viridiplantae, Streptophyta, Magnoliopsida, Magnoliales, Magnoliaceae. Gene Ontology annotation, cellular component: cytosol; mitochondrion. The transcript has 7 exons. The record is from RefSeq and is a predicted model, not a curated record. Gene Ontology annotation, molecular function: peptidyl-tRNA hydrolase activity.